CUAGAAAGCAAUUUACGGCCAUAGGGAACGAUACUGAUAUUACCUUAUCGCUUUUCAACUACAAUCAAAUACCUCGUUUAUAAACCAGAUAUUCUUCCCAAGAGAAUAUAAUCUUCCAUCAUGUCGAAAAAGAUCGUCAUAAUCGGUGGUGUUGGCGGAGGCAUGUCCGCUGCCACCCGCAUGCGCCGUCUUGACGAAUCGGCCACGAUUACAGUGUUUGAAAAAGGACCUUACGCUAGCUACGCCAACUGCGGUAUACCUUAUGCUCUGAGCAAGGUCAUAAGAGAUGAUGCCGCUCUAGUUUUACAUACGCCCGAAUACUUCAAGGAAGUCUUCAACAUUGAUGUUUAUCUCAACACAGAAGUUGUUGAGAUUGACCGCAUAAAUGAGCAAGUCUGCACACGAACUGCUGGAGAGGCUGAGAUUCGGCGAGUCGAUUAUGACAAGCUCAUCUUAUCCCAAGGCACAGACGCAAUACGGCCGCAGAUCACCGGAGUGGAUCAGAACCAUGUAGUCACUCUCCGGACUCUCUCGGAUCUGCAAGCGAUUAGAACGCUCAUGCUACAGCGAUGCCCCACAGAUGUUUGCAUCAUUGGAGGCGGAUACAUAAGUCUUGAAGCCGCCGAAAACUUGCGGAAGAUGAAGUUUGGGGUAUCCAUUGUCGAACAAGGGACACACGUCUUGCCUCCACUCGAUGCCGAUAUCGCGCAGGCUCUUCAUGCAGAACUAAAGCGUAACGGCGUAAGGCUAUUCCUAAACGACACCGUAAGGAGAAUUGAAAAGUCGUACGUUGUUAUGGCUAGAAAUGGAAGAGAGAUUCCUGCCGAUAUGGUCAUUCUAGCUGCUGGCGUGACGCCGAAAACUUCACUGGCAAAGCUGGCCGGUCUGGAAGUGGGAAAGCAAGGAGUCAAAGUCGAAUCACACAUGGAGACGUCUGAUGAAGAUAUAUAUGCCGUGGGAGACAUGGUUGAGACUAAGCAUAUGAUUCAAAAACAGCCAUGCGUGGUUGCUCUGGGGGGGCCAGCAAAUCGACAGGGCCGACUCGCCGCAGAUCAUAUCGCCGGCAAGCCGGUGCACUAUCGCGGCAAUAUUGGCACAACCAUCUGCCAAGUCUUUGAUUUAACAGUCGGUUUAGCAGGCCUGUCCGUCGCAGCGCUGCGUCGUCUCGGACAAGAGCCACUCUGGGUCACAGUGCAUCCUCCGCACCACGCAAGCUAUUAUCCCGACGCUCAUCCGAUUACGAUCAAGACAGCCUUCGAAAGAGGCACAGGCCGUAUUCUGGGAGUGCAGGCAGUGGGAAUGGCUGGCGUCGAUAAGCGCAUUGACGUCCUGGCGACCGCGAUGCAGGCUGGCAUGACAGUCCUUGACUUGGAACAUCUCGAGCUAAGCUACGCGCCGCCGUAUGGUUCGGCCAAGGAUGCCGUGAACAUGGUUGGGUUUGUAAGCUCCAAUUUGCUUCGCGGGGAUUAUAAGCUUGUGCACGCCGAAGACAUCAGUGUCGAGAAUCUGAGUGCCUGGCAAGUCGUUGAUGUUCGCUCACCUGACGAGUUUGCAACUGGCCACCUCCCGCAUGCAAUCAACUUGCCAAUUGGGACGCUACGUGAUCGGGUAUCUAAGAUUGAUAAUUCCAUUCCGACUCUUGUAUACUGUUCAGUGGGCUACCGAGGAUACUUGGCUUACCGUAUCCUCAGUCAGAGAGGAUUUAAUGUAGUAAAUCUUGACGGUGGAUUAAAAACAGUAGUCGAAGGGGGGAUUAAGAUUUGAAGCUUUAUUGGUUGUAUUCUUAGCUUAUUUAAUGAUGUAUUCAUUGGUUUUUACUUGUAAG
Molecule: messenger RNA, 1825 nt
Organism: Trichoderma asperellum CBS 433.97
Lineage: Eukaryota; Fungi; Ascomycota; Sordariomycetes; Hypocreales; Hypocreaceae
Molecular function (GO): flavin adenine dinucleotide binding; oxidoreductase activity
Source: RefSeq, a predicted model, not a curated record